CUUUGAAGAAAUAUUUAAAGUUUAAUAAUUGUAAAUCCUAGUUCAAGUUGAAGAUUCCAUAUUUUCCCAAUUGUCUCUAACCACUUUUCCACUCCAUCCCAACUCAUUACUCAACCCACCACCAUCCCAAUCCCACAAAUCACCACCAAACUCUCUGCCUAUCUCUCUUCCAAAAAAGCCAACAUCUAAAAAAUGGGAGUUAUAGACAAAAACUCUGCAGAUGAAGCAGCAAUUUCAUUAAUAUCCAAUGAAUCCCCAAAGAACAUUCCUAAAGACUCAUUUCACUUUGCUUACAUAAUCUUCUUCACUUUAGGAGCUGGGUUUUUACUCCCAUGGAAUAGUUUCAUCACAGCCGUUGAUUACUUUGACUUUCUUUAUCCUGAUCAUAGCGUUGACCGCAUCUUUGCUGUUGUUUAUAUGCUUGUGGGUCUUUUUUCCUUACUUGUGAUCAUCUUUUCACCAAGAAAGUCUGAUGCUUUUGUUAGGAUCAAUGUUGGGUUGGGCCUUUUUGUGGUGUCUUUGCUUGUUGUGCCUGUUAUGGAUGUGGGUUAUAUUAAAGGAAGAAUUGGGCUUUCUGAUGGGUUUUAUGUGACUGUUGGAGCUUUGGGCUUAUCUGGGCUGGCUGAUGCUUUGGUUCAAGGUGGGCUUAUUGGGUCUGCCGGUGAGUUGCCUGAGAGAUAUAUGCAAGCUGUUGUUGCUGGUACUGCUGCUUCAGGUGUCCUUGUUUCCUUUCUAAGAAUCUUCACAAAAGCAAUAUAUCCGCAAGAUUACAAUGGUUUGAGAAAUAGCGCAAUCCUAUACUUUGUUGUCGGGAUUGUAGUUAUGAUUAUCUGUGUUGUAUUCUACAAUGUGGCACAUAGACUCCCGGUUAUCAAGUACUACCAUGAACUCAAGCUACAGGCUGUUGAUGAGGCAGACGAGAAAAAGGGCCCUUUGUCUGGCCCGGUUUGGGAGAUAAUGGGAAGAAUCAAAUGGCAUGGGGUUGGGAUUGUAAUCAUCUAUGUUGUAACUUUAUCCAUCUUUCCCGGCUUCAUUACCGAAGAUGUCCAUUCCGAAUUACUUGGAGAUUGGUACCCCAUUCUCCUCAUCACGAGCUACAAUGUAUUUGAUUUAGUGGGCAAGUCUUUGACCUCGCUCUAUCUCUUCGAGAAUGAAAAUGCUGCUAUCGGUGCAUGUUUUGCUCGACUGCUGUUUUAUCCUCUCUAUUUGGGAUGCUUGCAUGGCCCUCAAUUUUUCCGAACUGAAAUUCCUGUGACCGUGCUGACCUGCCUAUUGGGGCUAACGAAUGGCUAUAUAACAAGUGUGUUAAUGAUAUUGGCUCCCAAAACCGUCCAACUUCAACACGCCGAGACAGCAGGUAUCUUAGUCGUGCUGUUCUUAGUUGUUGGUUUGGCUUCUGGUUCGGUCGUGUCUUGGUUUUGGGUAAUCUGAUGCUCAUUUACUUGAGAUCAUCUUCAUUCUAUGUCAAGUUAGAGAGGCAAAUGGCUCAUCUCUUGUAUUUUCAAUUGUAAAGCUCUGCAGGAAUUAACAUACAUUAUUUUAUUUAUAGCCAAGUAAAAUAUUGUCUAUUCCUCUUCAAUUUAUACAAAA
Molecule: messenger RNA, 1590 nt
Organism: Amaranthus tricolor (Joseph's coat)
Lineage: Eukaryota; Viridiplantae; Streptophyta; Magnoliopsida; Caryophyllales; Amaranthaceae
Product: equilibrative nucleotide transporter 1-like
Exons: 2
Coding region: 193-1431 (412 amino acids)
Biological process (GO): nucleoside transmembrane transport
Cellular component (GO): plasma membrane
Molecular function (GO): nucleoside transmembrane transporter activity
Source: RefSeq, a predicted model, not a curated record